AUGCAGAAACUGCUUCAGCGUCCAACCUGUUCACUCCCAAUCCCUAUUCUAUCUUCUUCUUCUUCUUCUUCUUCUUCUUCUCUCGUUAUUUCUCCUUCAAACCUUCCUCUAUUUCUUCAUCUUCCAACACCAACAAUGUCUACCGUAGCAACAACAACGACACCGUUAUCCGGUACAAUUUCAUUCCCAAACAAUAAUAACACUAUCCUUCUCAAACAUUCUUCUCGUUAUUCCUAUCUCCGUACAUCCUUCUCUCCAACUCUAACCCUAACCCCCACCAAAACCCUUCCAUGGCUUCUUCUUAACCGCUCUCUAAAUUCAAAUUCAUCUUUACACCAUUCAUCCUCUCCUCAACAUGACCAGGGUACAACAGGGGAAGGGGAUUCUUCUUCUUCUUCCUCCUCCUCUACCACUGCCUUCAAACAUAAUAGGAGGCAAAAGGUUUCUUCUUCUCCAUCAUCAUCUAAUCCUGAUUUGUUGGCUAUUCCCGGUGUGGGUCCCAGAAAUUUCAAAAAACUCGUUCAGAAAGGUAUCCAAGGUGUCGCCCAACUCAAACAACUCUACAAAGAUAAGUUCUUCGGCAAAUCUAGUGACCAGAUGGUGGAGUAUCUACAGAGUUCUGUUGGAAUUAUCCACAAGAACCAUGCUGAAAGUAUAACUACUUUCAUUAAGAAGAGUGUCGAUGAAGAAAUUGAUGAUAAUUCCUCUGGGAAGCAAUCUUCGCAGAAGAAGCGACUUACGUUCUGUGUCGAGGGUAAUAUCAGUGUUGGCAAGACUACUUUUCUUCAGAGAAUAGCCAAUGAAACUAUUGAACUGAGGGAUCUCGUCGAGGUGGUACCUGAACCCAUUGGUAAGUGGCAGGAUGUUGGACCUGAGCACUUCAAUAUCCUCGAUGCUUUUUAUGCUGAGCCAGAGAGGUAUGCAUACACCUUUCAGAACUACGUUUUUGUUACUAGGGUGAUGCAAGAAAGAGAAUCUUCUGCUGGAAUCAAGCCUCUUCGAUUGAUGGAGAGGAGUGUUUUCAGUGACAGGAUGGUUUUUGUACGAGCUGUUCAUGAAGCCAAGUGGAUGAAUGAGAUGGAGAUCAGUAUUUAUGAUUCUUGGUUUGAUCCUGUUGUGUCUACCUUGCCUGGCCUCAUUCCUGAUGGUUUUAUUUAUCUCAGAGCAAGUCCUGAUACUUGCCAUCAAAGAAUGAAGUCAAGGAAGAGAGAAGAAGAAGGUGGAGUCAGCCUAGAAUAUCUACGCGACCUCCAUGAAAAACAUGAGAGCUGGUUAUUCCCCUCCCAAAGUGGUAAUCAUGGAGUAUUAUCUAUCAAUAAGCUGCCCCGUCAUGUCGACAACUCUUUACACCCUGAUAUAAGAGACCGUGUAUUUUAUCUUGAGGGUGACCACAUGCAUUCUAGCAUUCAGAAGGUUCCUGCAUUGAUUCUGGACUGUGAACCCAAUAUUGAUUUCACCAAGGAUAUUGAAGCCAAGAGGGAAUAUGCACGCCAAGUUGCAAAGUUUUUUGAAUUUGUCAAGAAACAGCAAGUUCUAUCUGAAGCUGUUGCAGGGGGUAAAAAUAGCCAGGGCCAUCCACAGGUGCUGCUGCCUCAUGAAGGUGACCUGUGGCUACCAGGUGGAAAGCCUUUCCACCAAACACCCUUGGACUUCAGACGGGCAAUGUCAAUUAUGUCUGGUAGUGGCUGA
Molecule: messenger RNA, 1689 nt
Organism: Lathyrus sativus (Indian pea)
Lineage: Eukaryota; Viridiplantae; Streptophyta; Magnoliopsida; Fabales; Fabaceae
Source: the annotation of a GenBank genome assembly